AUGCUGCUGGUGCUGGUGGUGCUCAUCCCCGUGCUGGUGAGCUCGGGCGGCCCUGACGGCCACUAUGAGAUGCUCGGAACCUGCCGCAUGGUGUGCGACCCCUACCCCGGGCGGGGCCCCGGCGCCCGCGCGCGGCCCGACGGCGGAGACGCCCUGAGCGAACAGAGCGGCGCGCCCCCGCCCUCCACGCUGGUGCAGGGCCCCCAGGGGAAGCCGGGCCGCACCGGCAAGCCUGGACCGCCCGGGCCUCCCGGAGACCCGGGUCCUCCGGGCCCCGUAGGGCCGCCCGGGGAGAAGGGUGAGCCGGGCAAGACCGGCCCUCCCGGGCUGCCGGGCGCGGGGGGCAGCGGCGCCAUCAGCACCGCCACCUACACCACGGUGCCGCGCGUGGCCUUCUACGCCGGCCUCAAGAACCCUCACGAGGGUUACGAGGUGCUCAAGUUCGACGACGUGGUCACCAACCUAGGCAACAACUACGAUGCGACCAGCGGCAAGUUUACGUGCAACAUCCCCGGCACCUACUUUUUCACCUACCACGUCCUCAUGCGCGGCGGCGACGGCACCAGUAUGUGGGCUGACCUCUGCAAGAACGGCCAGGUGCGGGCCAGUGCCAUUGCCCAGGACGCAGACCAGAACUAUGACUACGCCAGCAACAGCGUGAUCCUGCACCUGGACGCGGGCGAUGAGGUCUUCAUCAAACUCGACGGGGGCAAAGCGCAUGGCGGCAACAGCAACAAAUACAGCACGUUCUCCGGCUUCAUCAUCUACUCUGAUUAAGCUCCCCGCGUCCCUGAUUACCCGCCGGGCUCCUUGUCCUGCUGGGCGAUGGAUGACCCGUCCCCCGCCCACCUCUUUGCUGCCCAACCCGGCUGUGCGCCCCGUCCUGGCUGCAGCCCGCUCUGUAUAUUUGUACAAUAGGACUGUUGAUUGCCCACGCUUCCCGCCAGCCCGCCCCAGCCUGGGGACCGGUCUGGUCCCGCAGAGUCGCUUCCUGAGUUCAGAUGCGCUGCCCUCCUGCUCGGCUCUGGCUCCGAGGGUGGUGCCACCUGGGGAAGGGGUGGGAUGGGGACUGGAUAGCUUCCCAGCACCCUUUAAAGCCCUACCCCCAGUCGCUCCCCAUCUGACCAAAGCUAUAAUAAAAA
This is a messenger RNA of Eptesicus fuscus (big brown bat), 1142 nucleotides long. It is a transcript of the gene C1QL1, whose product is annotated as complement C1q like 1. NCBI's taxonomy places the organism in Eukaryota, Metazoa, Chordata, Mammalia, Chiroptera, Vespertilionidae. The transcript is spliced from 2 exons. Bases 1 to 777 code for a protein of 258 amino acids. Gene Ontology annotation, molecular function: protein binding. The record is from RefSeq and is a predicted model, not a curated record.